Molecule: messenger RNA, 1590 nt
Organism: Trypanosoma brucei brucei TREU927
Lineage: Eukaryota; Euglenozoa; Kinetoplastea; Trypanosomatida; Trypanosomatidae
Exons: 1
Coding region: 1-1590 (529 amino acids)
Source: RefSeq, a predicted model, not a curated record
AUGGAUCGUCCAACUAAGGAAGCAACCAGCGUCCCCUCUGCACAGGAGGUGCGUCUUCAUGUGGACAUUCUCCGUGGCCGCAACUACCCGCAAACCGAGGAUGAUCCAUGCGCGUGCUCGACGUAUGCGCGUCUCAUCUUGUACGACAGCCUUCUGAAGGAAACAAUUGGCAGUGUCUACGAGUCACCACUACAAGAGGGGUCCAAUACUCCAUUCUACAAUACAAGUACGGAGUAUGAGCUUCCACCGAGCACGGAAAUGGUCGUCUUGGUUGUGCAGGUGGUGGAGACGACUCGACGUCCGGAGCCUUACAUAAUGUUCUACGGUAGCUGUCGCAUUUCGACAGUAAAGUCCGGAAAAAACGAGGAAACGGUCGUACUUAUCCACACAGAUCCGGUGACACAGCCCGAAGAGGCAGAAGCGGAGGUCAAACAGGUUGUUGGUGAUGGGCUUCCUUGUCCCAACCUUUCUUUUCGUCUGCACGUUAAGCGCCGGAGGCCCGGCGAGGUUAAUGCCGAGGAUCACUCGGACGCUGUUCUUAGCAGUGCACCUGUUUUGGAUGGAUCGUACCCGAUUAUCCCCAAGAACUCACAGUAUGUGUGGUUCAAUUUAGCCUCGGAUCGUAAGUGGAGCGAAGCAUUUACCAAUGCGCUCGUGAGUGAGUGGCGGAAACAAGCGAUGGUAAGUUCGGCUGAGGGAGCGCUGCCUGAUAUAGGUGAGUCGUACGCGAAAGUCCAAGGUGCCUCCAGGAAGAAGGAGCCCUCGAAAAGGGAAAUUUACGUGCCAACGAGUAUAAACACCGUUGCAGACAUCAUUGUAACCCAAUGGAACUGCUGCAGAUCACAUGAAGUUCUCUCGUGGUUAAGACUCUCUGGCGAAGCUUUCUCGCGCGGUGAGAGGCUGUGCAGCUUUAGUCGAGAGGAUGUGAUGAACUUCCGCCGUAAACGCAAAGAACAAAUAUAUUUGCUGCAGGAUUUGGCGAUUUCUUCGCUGUUACUUGUGGGUGAGUCUGAACUUCGUGACACGAUUGAUCAUUUGUGGAUUCACUUUGCUAUCGGUGUUGACCAUGACCCAUCGCGCGGCACCGCUCUGCCUUAUGAAGCUCGCAAGCGGAUGAAGGAGGCUGGUUUUGAAGAUGCGGACAAAGUCGCUUUGCAUUCAUCUUUUUUGAACUUCCUCGUUCCUUCCCUCGCCCAGGAUCAGUGUGAUGAGAUGGUGACAGCCGACCUGAAUGCAGCUGCUAGGGAGCCGGACUUAGCUAAUAUCGUGAAUAAGUUUGCUUCCUCACAUGCUGGCACCCUUCAAACGUCCGUUAGCGAGAUGAAGUUUACUGCGGCUCUGCUGGAAUGUGUUGGUGCGAUGCUUGAUACCCUCACGGAGGUGGAGGUGUCGCGUGCUCUUAAGAUGUUCAAACCCUGCGUCAUUAGUGCGCAUCAGCGCUUGAAGAGCGGUGCCAAGGAGAAACUAAGAAAUGCAAUAGCUUCGUACGGUGGCCAACGGGAUAAAUUCACCUAUAGACCUGGUGGUGGGAUUAAGAUCGACCACCUUGACAGGUUGGGUCGUAGGAAAAAGGAGAUCCACUUUCGGUGA